AGCCUCAGUGGAACUGAACAGACGUUCUGCGAUUCCUGUUAUAGGCUGUGACUGAUAUUGAUGUGUUCGUAGCGGAUUCUACUGGCCCUGUGUGGAGUUGUGAGGUAGCGCAUGAACUGCGGCGGAUCUAUCGGGAGAGUACCUGUUGAGAGCGAGCUCGCUGCAGUGUUGUGGUUAUCCGCCACAUGUUGAAGUAAAAGUUGUGUACAGAUACCUGUGUAUAUGUAUUCUUUGAGAAAGUAUAAUCCUUCUCGUGAAAUCUAGAUUAAAGUAGAUCAUAUAAGAAAAUAUCAGAAUAUACGAAACCCAACUUUCCCACGCGUCCUUCCACCAAGAUUUCUUAACGGUGUUCAGGAGUUACUUUAUUUGUGUGAACAAGGCCUUCGUGCUAUACAUUCAUAGUGAGGGGGCACCAGCUGAUCGCAACGCUGGAUAGGGUUGUCCCCGAGAUAAACAUUGAAGAGAGGGACUAUUCCACGUCCGACAUGACACAGGACGCCACGGAUGAGGAGUAUCAUCCUCCCAAGACUCGACGGGCCAGCAUGGCGUCCAGUGGCACCAGUUCCGCCAGUCUUCACUCCAAGGACUCCACAUCCCCGACGGGGCACAGAGACACCCUUCUAGGAGCAGGAUCCGCUCCACAUUCAAGAUCCUGCUCCUUUAGAAACAGACAAAAACCGUCCAGCAAGGAACUGGAGGUCCAGCCCGCUAUGGUCAGGAGGAACAGUAUGCCCCUGGUCAAGCCCAACCUACUGGAGGUGCCGGACCAGGGGGCAGGUGACCAGAGCCCGGGGAAGGGGACCAAGUUGACCCGCGUUCGAUCCUUUAAGACAACUUCUAAGGGGGUGAUCAACCGAGGGGACUCCUUCAAGAAGAAGAGUACCCACAGCCUGAUGUCCACGGGGGCCGUGGGGGAUGGGAACAGGAACCGCACUCACAGUGGGGGCAGGGGGCAGGACCCACAAGUCGGUAACGCUGGGGGAUAUUAUAAAGUGAUCACCCUUGGUGGAACAGGGGUUGGGAAAUCUACUCUUUGCAGGCAGUUCAUGACGUCAGAAUUCACAGGAUUUGAGGGGCAAGAGGGGGGCAACACGAUGACUGUAGCUGUGCAGUUGGACGGAGUGGAGUCCACACUCGAGUUCUUUGACCCUGUUGAACGCACAAUAUCCUCCGAACAACUUCAAGUAGAUGCAUACAUCGUUGUUUUCUCCAUCACCGACCACGCCUCCUUCGGAGUGGCCAACUCCAUUGUCAGAUACCUGAGGGUUGACUUCGGGACAGACCGCGCAAUAAUCCUGGUUGCGAACAAAAUAGAUCUUGUGCGGAAAAGGAAAGUGUCUGCAGACGAAGCCCGACUAUGUGCGGAGAGUUUCGACUGCAAAUAUGCGGAGACGUCAGCAGCCUUGAACCAUCACGUGGAUGAGCUGCUGGUUGGAAGUCUCAGCCAGAUCCGUCUCAAGUUGAACAUCAGCACGGUGAUGCCUCCCGUCGUCAGGGACAACAAGAGAAAGGACAAGAAGAAGCAUCACGGUUUUGCCCGGAGCAUCCUUAAUAAGCUGUUCCGGAAGAGCGCCAAGAAGACACAGUCAUGUGACAAUUUGUAUGCUUUGUGAUUGGCUGGUGAGAGUGUCGUCUGCCAGGUGCAUGUCGACUGUUGGUGACAGCGAGAUGGGUGAGACCUGCGGGUGACAGUUUGCAAUAUAUUCCCAAUGUCUCUGGUUGCUAGGAUUGGAGCGGGGAUCCAUAUAACUAACUGUCUUAUUAUUAUGCAGCUUUGAGGCCAAUGUGGGGACGCCAGGGAAGUCGCCACAUCCAUUUUAUGCUAAACAAGAUGGCGGCAGAGUUGAUAUAACAUUUCCAGGAGGGGACAACCCGUUUCGCGUGGGAAGCACGCGCUACUGACUCAUAGAGCUGUAACGACAAAGGUACCGUUCUAUACUCCCAAUUAUUAUCGCAGGCGUGUAGAAACUCAGCUUCUAUUGGAGGAAAUGUAUUUACAUCUAUGCACUGGAUGCAACUUCAAUGUUUCUUGAACUAUAGGUUUAACACAGAGGUGAGCGUUUGAACGUGUAUUCUGUUUAUUAGCAAUAGUUUGGGUUUAGUUGAUAUUUGAUAACAAUUUCUCCAGGACAGGAUGACAGCUUGUGAGAUCUGUAUUGUUAAGUCCGUGUGUAGAGGGAGCAGUGUCCUCAUAGUGUGCAUGAAGAUAGAGGUACGACACUACCACCAGAAGACGAUGAAGCGCAGACUGUUGCGCGAACCUUGUUUCGUAAAAAUUACAGCAUUCAAAAUAUGUACACCUUGCUACACAUAGCUACUGGUCAGCAGCGGUAGGAAUCUUCAGAAGUAAUAACACAUGACCCAGCCGGAGGAGAGGUACAGACAGAUAGACAGCUGGUUGUUUGAACGCACCACUAGAGCCAGCCUGGGAGAGAUUUCUCCCACUGACGCGGGUUCCCGGUAUAUUUAUCUACCUUGCCGCGAGCCGGGUGCCUCCCGAGAUGAUAAAUAAAAGUAAGACUUAUGGUCAUUGGUGGGUCGGCGAGGGGCGCGGUGACGUCAUGCUGACAUCGCAGACAUUCCAAUGGUUCAAUGGCAGAGGGAUGUUGGAAACUGUUAUGCCAAUAUUUCUUGGAAUGUCUUUGGCAGGGAGACGUUUAUUGCACUAUAUACGACACCUGAAAUGAGCAAUGUGCAAGCUGGACGGCUCGCUCUGUAGCCCGACACGCCAUUGUUUACCGCCGGAAUUUAGAUACGACCUCACUUUAGAUUCCAGCCUGGCAAUGCAGUUCUUUGAAGUUAUAAAACCUCGCGGAAUGACCAUAGCAAUCACGACUGGCAUUAGGUAUUUAAAUUGGAAACUAUUUUGGGAUGGGAAGGAAUAUCAAGUAUACAUGUUAAUGCCAAUGGAACAGAUAUUAAAGUCUUUUAGCUAUAUGGGUGAUGAGUUCUUCAUUAGUGUCGUUGGGCGUUGCUGGUAAUAAAAUAUCUUGUAGAUGAAUGGUCACAUGACGUGAUGAUUGUUCUGGGGUUCUAACGAGGGAGUUAGCCAUGUGAUUCGGUGUCCGGGAGAAUUUGCAAACAGCAUUAACUUUCUUUCUGCUGGCAGUGGGAAUCCUUUCUGCUCAUUCGUGAAUAUAAACAUUAAUUUAUAUGGAUGUCAAACAGAUUUUACACUAUUAAGUGUAACUGAGGUAUAGCUCUAAACGAGCCCUUUAUUGUUGAUGAGGCGGUUGGAAAGCCUAGUGGUUUAAGCGUUCGCUCGUCACGCCGAAGACCCGGGUUCGAUUCCCGACACGGGUACAAUGUGUAAAGCCUAUUUCUGGUAUCCCCCGUCGUCAUAUUGCUUGAAUAUUGCUAAAAGCAGCGUAAAACCAUACUCACUCACUCACUCUGCAGAUAGUCCAGGGUUAUCUGCCCAGACAUGCCUAGUGUGACGUUAGAGGUUGUUACUGGCUUGGUACUGUGUGUCCCCAUCCGUCACGUCAGGGUGGGCUUACGUGACAGACAUCUUGUACCCAAUACCCAUUUAUCUGCAAUUUCCCCCACUUAUCACCUGGAGCUAAUGAAGCAGGUGUGUUUCACAUUUCAAUGCUAAUGGAACAUGCAGUGUGCGAAAAGGUUUAUCCCUAACAUCGCGUUGAGAGCGUUAGCAGAAACAACAAGAAGCUUACUGCUGGCACAUCCGGACUUCCGCUACAUAUUCAACACUUAUGUGUUUACACGUCACACCUGCACAAGUAAUUCUGCCAUGUAAUGAUACCAAUUUGAAAAACUGCAGUCUUUGGUAAAUUAAACUAAUUGUUCGACCACAAUCUUCAUGCACAUAUAACUCUCUAUCCAGGAAUUUAUACUAGAGCGAGGAACAACAUUUCACCAGUUUAUGUCGGGGGCGUGUACUUACCACGUGGCCAUAUAGCCUGCAUCUUCUCUGUUGCUUAUCUAUAUUCAUGCAGCAUGUGCAGCCUACCCAGGCGAUGUGAUGUAUAUACCGUACAACAUAUAUCUAUAUUGUCAUCAAUGUUGAAAUGAUUACUUUAUUUUUGUCUUCCAUGAUGAUAAAUAUUGCGUCAUAUUCAUAAAGAUCAAUAUAUCAGUGAUUCCAUGAGACUUAUGUGCAUUUAUUCACGAGAUGCGUUGUAUUGUGUGUUGGUGUCGUUAAGCUGAUCAUGUACCAAAGCACACUGAUGUUGUCGUGGCUGUUAGGUGUGGUUUAGAGGUGCAAGCAGAGUUCCAUACAGAGAAUGGGUGCAUGUUUUGUAAUGCAAACACUUCAUGGGUGUAUUAAAUGCAGAUAGAAUCCAAUGCAAUAUAAUGCACACUCUAGGGUGUAUUCAAUGCACAGAGUUCACUGCAAAAUUCGCAUCUGAUGCCAGUUAGGAUGUUUGCGAGUCGUAGACAUGGGGGAGCUUCAGUGUAAGUUCGCGGAUACACUAUUUACAUGUUAUUGUUAUAUUUGAUAUAUGCCAUGAAAGUUUGAUUUCAUAUCUACUCAAUAUGCCUUAGACUUUACACUGACAGAUACAGUGACAUAUACAAUGUUAUUUAAUGUUACUUCCAGAGAAAAAUAUCGGAAUCGGAAAAGAAUUAUGCAAUAUACGAGGGGUUAUUUACAUAUGCAAGUAAAUCGAUGCAAAGCACAUGCCCCGUUUUGUAUUCAGUCUCAACACAAAUCACGUGUGUCUCAAUCAGUUUCAGCAAAACAAUAAUAAGUACCCUUGUUUCCUUUCGGUUUUUAAACGGCACUACACAGGUUUCAAGUACGUUCAUUUGUUUUAGGUGUCCCAUGUUAUCUGACAUGAAUUGAAUUGCAGAUUGUUUACACAUAUCCAUGUAAUAAUCUUAUUUAGAUAUACAUAACUGUACAUAUUUUUGAUAAUAAAAUCGCUGGUU
This is a messenger RNA of Haliotis rufescens (red abalone), 4893 nucleotides long. RefSeq names its product GTP-binding protein RAD-like. Bases 486 to 1613 code for a protein of 375 amino acids. Gene Ontology annotation, cellular component: plasma membrane. Gene Ontology annotation, molecular function: GTP binding; calcium channel regulator activity; GTPase activity. The record is from RefSeq and is a predicted model, not a curated record. Lineage: Eukaryota; Metazoa; Mollusca; Gastropoda; Lepetellida; Haliotidae. The transcript is spliced from 4 exons.